This is a messenger RNA of Cutaneotrichosporon oleaginosum, 1608 nucleotides long. The record is from RefSeq and is a predicted model, not a curated record. Lineage: Eukaryota; Fungi; Basidiomycota; Tremellomycetes; Trichosporonales; Trichosporonaceae.
AGCACAUUAUGUCAAGUGGCAGACUGGAGUGCAUAAAAGGCCUCGGCGCGGGGAUGGGAGGUGUACGAGGCCCCGGUAUGGCGAUCUGGAACAAGAACAAGGACAGCGCGGCGGACGGCGCCGAGGUCGUCGAGGUUGUGGACGCCGAGAAGGGCAAGGACGAGCUCAAAGAGACGGCGAGCGAGGCGCCGUACGUCUACCUCCCCGGCACGGAGGCGGAGCGGCGGCUGGUGCGCAAGAUCGACAUGCGCCUCUUCCCCAUGCUCUGGGUCAUGUUCUGCAUGAACUACCUCGACCGGACGAACAUCGGGGUGCGAUAGACGUGCGGCAUGGCUGACGCCAGAACGCAAAGGUCGGGGGCAUGGAGGCGGACCUGCGCCUCAGCUCGAGCGAGUACUCGCUCGUCCUGUCCAUCUUCUUCGUCGGCUACCUGCUGUGGGAGGUGCCGAGCAACAUGAUGCUCUCGCGCUCGACGCCGCGUGUCUUCGUGCCGACCCUCAUGGUCGUGUGGGGCGCCAUGUGCAUCGCCGUAGUCGGCGUCGCCAACCUCGGCGGCAUGGUCGCGUUCCGCUUCAUGCUCGGCCUCGUCGAGGCCGGCUUCUUCCCCGGCAUCAUGCUCGUCAUCUCGUGCUGGUACAAGCCGGAGGAGAUGAGCAAGCGCGUCGCCGGGCUGUACUCGGCGACCAUGAUGUCGGGGGCCUUUGGCGGCCUGCUUGCCGGCGGGCUUAUCGAGGGCAUGGAGGGCGUCCGCGGCAUCCGCGGCUGGAAGUGGAUGUUCAUCAUCGAGGGUAUUAUGACCGUUGUCAUUGCUUUCGCCGGAUAUGUCGUGCUGCCAAACUAUCCGCUCACGACGCCGUGGCUGUCCGAGGACGAGAAGAAGCUCGCCAUCGCCCGCCUAGUAGCCGCUAGCGAUCGCGAAGUCGACCUCGAAGCGGACAGGGGCGUCGGGCACUGGCAGGGCUUCAAGGACUCGGUCUCAGACCCUAUUACAUGGGUCAUGCUCGUGCUGUACAACAUGCUCAGCUCGGUCGGCACCAUCUCGUACUUCUUCCCCUCGCUCCUCAAGACGAUGGGGUACUCGGGCCGCACGCUCCAGUUCAUGACGGUGCCGAUCUACGUCGUCGCCAUGGUCGUCGGCUGCUCCGCCGGCGUCUUCGCCGACCGCACCGGCAUGAAGGCGUACACCAUCGUAGGCGGCGCGACGCUUUCCGUCAUCUCGUUCAUCAUCUGCGCCACAGUGCAUGUGCCGCAGGUGCGCUACGCGUUCAUCUGCUUCGGCGCCGCGGGGAUCUGGACCAACAUCCCCAUCUUUCUCUCGUGGAUGGUGACUAUGUUCGACGGACGCGAGAAGCGCGCAGUCUCUAUCGCCAUGGUCAACGGCUUCGGCAAUCUUGCUUCUGUUUACGGCUCAUUCUUCUGGCCUUCGUCCCACGCUCCGAACUACACGACCGGGUUCGCCAUCACCACCGCCCUGUGUGGCAGUGCUGGUGUCCUCGUCCUUCUCACCAAGUGGAAGUACGGCGACAAGGGUGUGGAGUACACGGGCUAGGUUGCCGCGUUAGGAGGUUGGAUCUGUUCAAGACGAAAACGAUGUAUAUUGUGUACAAC